UGCUCGUACAAUUUUUUAGUCGUACUGGUCACAUUGGUACCUUGAUCUUGUUUUAUCGUACGAUACUUUAUCGAGUGGUCUUGUGCUUACCAGUUUCAUACCGAGCCUCCUAUUUCUUGUACGUGUAUAUUUUAUCUUCCAUCUACUAAAGCUGUCUGUUAAAUAAUCGUAGCUUGAUUGCGGUCAUUUUGCUUAUUCUAAAAUGAGGUAACCACGUCAUGGAUGGAGAUCAAAUGCCAAAAGUGGAUUUAACAAAAGAUGCAAGAAAACUCACUAUCUCGGAUCGAGCUUACAUGAAACGCAUAGAGGAGAUAAAUACUGAACGUGUGCAGAGGCUAAUGAAAAUGCGCAGAAAUAAUGCUAUUACAGGAUCUUUACUUGGUCUCGGUGUACUUGGCAUUUAUUUCUAUACUAUAUAUGCAGUAAGACAAGAAUCGUUCUUGGAUGACUUCGAGGAACCUCAGAAAACGACAAAUUAACUUGUUGGAUGUAAUUGUUUUGUCAUAUGUAGAGUAAAACUGUUUUUUCAUUGAUACUUUACAUAAAGUUACUACCUUAGUGAA
Orussus abietinus is the source of this 563-nucleotide messenger RNA. It is a transcript of the gene Ccdc56, whose product is annotated as cytochrome c oxidase assembly factor 3, mitochondrial. Bases 219 to 479 code for a protein of 86 amino acids. NCBI's taxonomy places the organism in Eukaryota, Metazoa, Arthropoda, Insecta, Hymenoptera, Orussidae. Gene Ontology annotation, biological process: mitochondrial respiratory chain complex IV assembly. Gene Ontology annotation, cellular component: mitochondrial inner membrane. The transcript has 2 exons. The record is from RefSeq and is a predicted model, not a curated record.